Messenger RNA from Laetiporus sulphureus 93-53, 1848 nucleotides. RefSeq lists its product as uncharacterized. Gene Ontology annotation, biological process: meiotic DNA double-strand break formation; reciprocal meiotic recombination; meiotic DNA double-strand break processing. Gene Ontology annotation, cellular component: nuclear chromosome. The transcript has 10 exons. Gene Ontology annotation, molecular function: DNA binding; DNA topoisomerase type II (double strand cut, ATP-hydrolyzing) activity; ATP binding. The coding region runs from base 1 to 1848 and encodes 615 amino acids. The record is from RefSeq and is a predicted model, not a curated record. Lineage: Eukaryota; Fungi; Basidiomycota; Agaricomycetes; Polyporales; Laetiporaceae.
AUGACGCUCAACUCGGACUUCAGCUCGAACAGGCAUGCGGCCGACCUGCAAGAGUACGAGGUGCCCGUUCGCCACCCGGAGCUGUCGUUCGAGGAUGCGAACGUUGCCAUCGUCGCGGGCCGCCAGUACUUCCUCGUCCAUCAGGGAGUGCUCUGCCGCCAUUCCCCGGCCCUCAGGAAGCAACUCGGGUGUAAAGGCUCUUUUGGUGGCAAGAUGAUCGAGGGCUGUCCUGUCCUCACACUGCAAGAUGCUCCGGAAGACGUGGGCUAUUUUCUGCAGGCACUCUAUGGAUUCUUCCCCAAGCUCGAGGGCAAAGACUUCUCCAUCACGUCGGCGUUGCUUCGUAUAUCAACAAAGUACGCAGUAGCAGAACUCCGGAAGGAAGUCAUCCGCGUCUUGACAUUAUCGUGGCCUACGACUUUGGCUCUGUGGGAAGCUCGCGAGAAAAAGGCGACCAACCUGAACGGAAUCUAUGCGCGUCGACCGGCAAUGCCUCAUCCAAUUUCAAUCGUCACGUUGGCCCGUGAAACCAACGUUCCAGAGCUCUUACCUUCGGCAUUCUACGACCUCUCGCGCUACAUGCCAAGCCAGAUUACAUUCGGUUGCAUCGGCAUCGUGGACGAUCUGCAUCACCAGCUGGACAUGGACGACCUACUUCGCGUGCUCAGAGGCAAGGAGCAAGCGGCGCGCUUCUUCUCAACGUUUAUCGUCAACGAACUCGAAGGAAGGGAUCCGUCGGACGACUGCCUCCGCAGGCGCGAAACCUGUCAGUCUACGCAGCGUGCAUGUCAAGUCGCCUUCGAGGCCGUCAAUUUUGAGCUCAUCCGCGACAUCAACGGCGUGGUGUGCAACCGCAACUCGGACCCACUGUUUGCGAUGCUGGAGACCGUCCUCAUGCAGACGAGAGGGGACCUCCCGGGCAUAGAGAACAAGGCUGUGUACAGGGCGUGCGAGGUGUGUAGGCUGGAGUACGGUGCUAUGGUCAGUGCGCUACGCGAGGAAUUCUGGAGGCGACUUCCAGAUUGGUUCGAGUUGGAGGUCCAAAACUGGGCAGUCGCGGAAGACAGCAGGUUUGGCACUUUGCUGCAUCUCUCCAACAUCGACAGGCUGUGCACAAUGGAUAUGAUAGAUGACCUUGCCAGUGAUCCUGUCGAUGCAAUUGCUCCGACUCUUUCUGACGACGGCGAUAGCGACGAACCAGACAUUCUAUGGAAAUUUGAUCUAGAAGAAUCUUAUUCCGAUGGUAUGCUUGCCGUCCUUUCGGAUAACGAAGAACUCGACAAUGCACAUCAGCAAGACAUGGAUAAUUGCGAGCUCGAAGACGAAGAGCUCAAUGCUGUUGAUCGUAUUGAAAACCUGAUCCUGUCUCUCAUGUCUCAAUUGUCGGAUUGUAUCUCGCAAUCCCCCGAUUCCGUUGAGAAGAAGAAAGAGAAGAAGGUCGUCUUGAAACUUGCUGAUCGCAGGAAAUCUUCGACGAACGGCUUCUAUGCUACGCGCACGAUGAAAUAUCCUCAGAGACGUCAAGGAGGCAGUAUCAAGCCUUUUGCGCAACUAUUGAGAGUCGCUGACCUCAUGCAUGAGGCUCUCCACGAAGACGUGCCUACAACGAAGCGUGAUAUGUACUAUAAAGAUGUUCAAUUGUUCAAAUCUCAGUCGGUUGUAGAUCGGGUAGUGGACGAUCUUGCAGCAACCUUCGAAUUAGGUCGGGCUGAUUUGCACGUCCGCGCCUCCUCGAAAGGACUAGUCUCCGGAUAUGGCCUGGUGAUGCAUCUCCAAGAUGGAAACUGUAUAGAAGUGCACACUGCCGAGGUAUGCCAUACGUGGCUCACAAUAUUACAACUGAAUUGA